AUGAGGGGUAUCCGACCGCUGCGCCAACUGAUCCACCUCCCCGCGCUUCACCUCCGGCCCCAACCGCCACAACUAGCACUAUACGCCCUAAAAACCCGCUCAAUGAGUUCCCAGAGAGAGGAUUCUAUCCCACACGAGCUGCGCACAGCAGCCGAGCCCCGGCAGAACAGAUUGUACCCGGUGCAUCUCGCCCAUGUGGAGCAAGUGAACCAAUCCAUUCGGUUACUACAAUUUACUAUCCCGGAGCCAGAGAAUGGCGACCAACAGCAACCGUUCUCUUUCUUUCCGGGUCAGUGGCUGGAUGUGCACAUCCCAUCUAUAUCCAAUGCCGGAGGGUUCACCAUCACAUCGACCCCGGCAGAUGCCCAAGCCCUGCCAUCACCAGAGGACCCAGAUGCUUCAGCCGCCAGAGAGAAUGUAGCUGCAUCACUAGCCUCGCAGGGCCGAGCGCCCUAUGUGGAGUUGGCGGUCCAGGACUCCCCGUCUAACCCAGCAGCAGCUUGGUUAUGGAAACCCAAGCAUGAGAUCAUCGGCAAAGAGGUGAAUAUCCGAGUGGGAGGGAGUUUCAUCUGGCCACCAACUGGUAUAAACAUCCACGAGAUCAAAAAUGUGGUUUUGAUUGCCGGUGGCGUGGGAAUCAAUCCCCUGAUCUCCAUAUUGUCUCAUAUCAACCAAACAAAGAUUGAUAAACCACUUAAUGUACAUAUUCUGUACUCCAGUCGACUUCCUCAAGGACAAGCCACGGGAACAACCGAGUCUGUCCUUGAGCAGAUUCUGUUUCUUCCGCGAUUGCGGCACAUCAUUGGCUCCCAUGGCCCGUUUUCUCGAGUUCGCAUUGAUCUAGACUUGUUCCUCACUUCUGAAUCAGCAAGUGGGCUUUCCUCAAAGUCUCCUUCUGAUCUGAAAAUACACUCGAGACGGAUAAAUGACCAGGAUCUAUAUUCGUCGAUGGGUGGCAGAGACAAUGCGACUCAAGACACUGUGGCAUAUGUAUGUGGACCGCCAAUUAUGACGGACGAACUGGUUGAAAAGCUACGGGGUGUUUUGGAGGUUGAUGGGAAACAGAGGGUAUUUUUUGAGAAGUGGUGGUGA
Penicillium verhagenii is the source of this 1092-nucleotide messenger RNA. Its product is annotated as FAD-dependent oxidoreductase. Gene Ontology annotation, molecular function: oxidoreductase activity. Lineage: Eukaryota; Fungi; Ascomycota; Eurotiomycetes; Eurotiales; Aspergillaceae. The record is from RefSeq and is a predicted model, not a curated record. Gene Ontology annotation, cellular component: mitochondrion. The transcript has 3 exons. Bases 1 to 1092 code for a protein of 363 amino acids.